AUGGCGAGGGAGGAGUGCAAGGCGCUGCUGGACGCGCUCAACAAGGCGACCGCCCGUUACCACCACCUGAUGCUGACUGUCGGCGGCUCCGCGGACUCGCAGAACCUGCGUGAGGAGCUGCGAAAUACGCGCCAGAAGGCUCAGGAGCUGGCGGGGGCCACCCGCGUCCGGCUGACGGCCGUGCUGCGCGACCGGGGCCUGGGCGCCGAGGGGCGCGCCGAGUUCGAGCGCCUUUGGGUGGCCUUCUCCGGCUGCCUGGACUUGCUGGAGGCAGACAUGCGGAGAGCGCUGGCGCUGGGUGCCGCGUUCAGGCUGCACGCGCCGCGGUGGCCGCUCGUGCGCACGGGCGUGGCGCCGCGCGCCUUAAGCACCCGCAGCCUAAGGCAACAGGCCGACCGCGACUUCGAAGUGGCGGACCUGCGCGAGCUGGAACGCGAGAUCCUGCAGGUGGGCCAGAUGAUCCACGACAUGGAAAUGAAGGUCAACGUUCCGCUCUGGACCGUGCAGGCCCGGCAGGCAGCGGGCGCGGAGCUCCUGGCCAGCACCGGCGCCUCCUUGGCCGGCGGCGUGUCGGUAGACGAGAACUCGGGACCCUGCGAUCCGAGCAAAGCCCUGGCCGCCACCGUUUUCAGCGCUGUGCUGCUGGCGGUUGUGGCCUUGGUCGUGUGCGUGGCAAAGCUGAGCUGACAGACACUCGACGGCGACCGCCGCCACUGCUCUCUACCCCAGGACACCUCUCCAGGAGCAAGGAUGGGCGUGGGGUUUGUCAUGUUUAAGGGGACCGAUUCUGAAGCCCGGUGUGUGUGUACAUGCGCGUUUCAGGCGCACAUCAGGCUGUGCGGGACGUGGUUUCCUCUUGCUGGCCCGCGAGGAGUUAAUUUUGCGCGAGCGGUCAGGGCUUUACGCUGACGUCUGUAGGAGCUUUAUCUUUUAUCCUCUAUUAAUAGAAGGCCCCAGAUCCCUCCAAGUUAAUGGGUUACCGCGUGUGCUGCUAGGGCGUGUUUGCACCGAGCCUGAGCUCUGGUGCUCUCAUCCCUGUCGGGGUCUCCCGCUUUCUCACUGGGCAGUAGAAUGAACUGUGGAGACGGAGCUGUUUUGCUCUGGCGGGUAGUGAUUUUGUUGCCUGGACAAGCAAAUUGCAAUAAAAUGUAAGCAGUUUUUAUUACUUUAAUCCUUUGGGGCCUAAGCCUAGGACAGCGUGCAAAUAGAGCUUCAUGCGAAGCGCUUCUCUAUGUAUGGUGCGUGGUUGAGCUUCAUGGCAGUUUAUUCCUUAGUCACUGAAAGCAGCUAGAAGAGGCUUGGGUUCGUGACCUCCCGUGGCUACACAGGGUCUGCCUCUACUUAGGAAACCGGACAAGCCUGUUAAACUUGCUCUGGUGGGCUUGGAUCCACUGACCUCUUUCCUACAGAAGACGGCUUUCCCCAGCCGGACCAUGUGGCAUGGAGGUGUGAGAAGAGCCACAUGUCAUUUAAACAGGCACUUUCUCCUUCGCUGGGGCUUAUUUUUAUCCCCGAACUAGACCAGAGUGUGUGAUCCUUCUUUGGGGAGUGCUGGAGAAUCCUCUUUGGUGCCCGUAAUCUUGUCUAUCCCCUUGUUUGCUUGCUGGCCAGUGGGAGCACUGGCUUUGGAGGGGGCUGCGGAGCUCAGUAACCCUGAGAGGGUGACAGUGGCAUCACCAGCCGACAAGGCUUAGAGCCCGUCAGCUCUUGAGACUGGGUUAAUAUGUAACAGCUUUAACUUGGGAUUUAAAAAGCUUUUUAAAAAUAAUAAUCAUUUAAAGAAACAUCACAAAGCCACAUCAUGGACUCUCAAAGCUGUUUUUUUAUAAAGGAUAUUUGGCCACGAAUUCAUAGUGCCAAUGGGUCAAACACAGUGGUUUUCACAUGUAUAUGUACGUUACUAAAUACACAUCUGCAUCUAUUUUUUAAAAAAACAAUCUUCUUGAAGGUGGUAGGUAGGUCGUAAUGGAAGCUACUGGAACCGCAGGUGAAGGUAGAAGGUAAAUGGCCCCUCUGUCUUUGGCCGGUAAAUAAGGAAACGUAGAAAAUCCCCUGGGUACCGGGCAGGAAUCUGCCUGAACAGGGCUGCCACCUCCCACCUGGGGUCUGCUGGGAGAGCGCCCUCUGUUGUAUUCUUGGGGAAGUGAGACUGAGAAAACAUUGAUUUUUAGGUCUCCAACUGGUAAUUUGGAGUACAAUCCAGGUACUUUAGUUUGGCUGAAAACUGAUGAGGAUUUUUAAAAUAUAUUUUUACUCCAGAAAGGAGGAAGGGGGGCAGGAGAGGGAAUUGGCAGUUUUUCCCAAGGAGCCCAAGCAAACAGCAACAGGCAUGGGAUCUGGGCCUGUCAUUCCUACAAGGCUAGGCCGUUUCCCACCCUCCCUCCUUUGCCCACUGCCACUCCUCAGCUGAAAGUAUCCAGCAUCGGGCAAAACAUAGAACUUUUCUGUGUUUUUUGUGAUAAUUCUUUUAAAACACUUAUAAGGUCUUAGGGUGAGUAAAAGUUUUAUGACAAAAUUACUAAUAAAAGGAUGUAAAUCCAAACAGCGGCCACUUCAAAUUCUUUGGCACCUGCCUACCCAGGGUACCUUUAGAGAUGACAUAGAAAGUUUUCUAACUCCUUUUUCCUCCUCCCACACACAACAUAACAUGCAGUCUCUCCCACCUCUCCAAAGUCUCGUCUCUCUUAGAUGUGAGGAGGCUGAAGGCAUUUUGUGACCCAGUGUUAGAAAAUAAUCUCUAAAACCAAGCCCUAAAGGAAUCCUGCUGUUCCUAAGAUUUCUUAUCAAGGUUGUUUUGGGUCAUGAAAAAAAAAAUUUUGUUCAACAGAACCUACUAGAGAGACAGUCCAUCAGAUGUUGUAUAAUCCAUUCAGAGCAACUGGGGCAAACAAGUUUCUUUGUUACUGUUUCUACCCACUCUGCAGAUCCCUGGGUAUUUCCCUGUGCAAUCAAAUGUAUACUUGAUUCUGAGGGUCCUCCUUCACUGAAAUUAGUGAUAAAAUGUUGCAAAAAAAAAAAAAAAAAGCUGUUUUACAAUAAACAUCCAUCCUAUGGACCUGUUAACCUAAAUAGCUGUUUGCAAUUGAAAAUUUUAAACAUUAGGGAUAUUUGGAGUUAUAGCAUUGCCUAAUAGAACUUCUGCCUCAUCCAGUCCACUACCCUCUAAUGGCAUCUCUGUUCUUGGUUCUAUAUGUAACCCAAGAGAUUGCUUUCUGAUACAAGCCUGAUUCUAUUUAAAUGUUUAUUAUCAAAGUCAUUAAUUUUCUAAAAAUAUUAGGUCUGAUCUGACACCAUGACAAGUGAUAGAAAAACAACAAAAAUCCAAAACGUACAAUAUAGGGUGAGAUCAAGGUUAAAGUCUGUGGCAGAGAGCAUCCACUUUCCCAAAUUAAAGAUCCAAAUUAAAGGAUAGGUCUUUACUUCGAAACUUAAAUGUCACUACAAAUCUCCUGUUGUGUGAAGUGAAAUACGCAUAAAGAGAAAACAUCUCUAGGUUCUCUUUUGGGAAAGCACCACUACUUUUAUCUGAUAUUGAAAGGACAAAAGCUUGGAAUCUGAAGGCACUUCUCAUGGGAACUUUGUUCUUCAGAAGUAUGUGUUCUGAACUAUAGUUAUUAGUUUUAAAAAUGUUUGUAGGAGGAAAAAAUGCGUGGUAAAUUCUGUUUUAUGUGUUUUAAGAUAUUACGCUUUAAUGCCACAAGGGAAAAAUAUCUUUGGAAAUAAAAUUAGAGCAUACACUUGGUGAUUUACCUAAGGUUUACAAUUAAGUACUCAAAGAUGUGUGAGGUGAAAUGAAAAAAAAGUAGUUUGGGUUGAAAAGAUUUGAAGUUUGCAUGAAGACCCUGAUGAUGCUGUAUUUUCCUUUUCAGUGCGAUAGAUGUUUAGCUACUUGAUUCCUUUUCAGAAUGUAGUUCUCUGUUCUGUAGUGAAUGCUUUUUAGGGUGUGAACCCCAAAGGAUGAGCCUGUGUCAGCUUGAGAAAUAUGCUGUAGGAUUCGCCUCUGCAUUCCUUUGGGGAGUGCCUCCUGUCUCCGGAUACCUCAGAGAAGUCACUGACCUCCCUGUGCCUCACUGCCCUCAUUUGUGAAAUGGGGGGGUCCUUUAUCUCAUCACACUCAAAGGGCCCUUCUACAGCUGAACACAUUAAACAGAAUGCAGUUAAACAAGGCAGGGUUUGGUUUUCUUUUUGGUUUUUUGUUUGUUCGGGUGCAUACAAAUGGAAUUUUGUAGUUUGGUGAUUAUUGUUGAAAAAUAGUCUGUUGGUAAAAUACCCUACUAAUUUUAAAAAUCAAAAUUAGCUAAGUUUACUGUGAUUUUAGCCCACAGCAGAAUUAGUUAAGGGACUUAACAUAGAUUAUGUGAAUGUUAUUAAUUUAUACUACUUAAAUUAAAGGUUCUAAUUCCAAGUCCAAGAAAGCCUAGUAUUUAUUAAAACGGUCUAUUUUACCCAGCAAUCAGGCCACCUAGACUGAUGCUGGGAAAUUGGAGAUACAGAAUGCUGUCAUUUAUCAUGGAGGUGGGAGAAUUGUAUUCUCAUGGUAAUUGGUGACCUCAGAAGUGUAACUGUACUAUUUGCCUCCUGCCAAGAUCCUUGAGUGCAGCAUGAGUUGUUUUUGUGUCUCAGCCAAGAUUCAAGGUGGAAUUAGAGGCUUCCUGUGAACUCUUUGAGUGCAGCUUCUAACUAAAGUGUUUAUUAAUAAUAAUUCAAAAAUUAAAGAUAACAUGCAGCAUUUGUAACACUGGGAAAAAGCAAGCUGAAAUGAUUCAGCUAUCAACUACUAUGAUUUAAAUAUAUAUAUAUAUGUUCUUAAUUAGUCUUACUUCUUCACACACAUUUGAAUAGAAGUGAAUGUCCUGAUCAACGUAUUUACCUUUCACAGAUUUCAUUGUAUAAAGAGAUGUUCAGAAACUCUACAGGAUUAUAAAUCUCCAGGUGCUUUCCCACAAUAUGGUUAUACUCGUCUUGAAUGUAGGAUGGAAUCAGGAAGAAUAACAGGUCUCCAUAGGAAUGACCUUAGGCUGUGGUCAGCACACAUACGUCAAAGUCAUAUUUCAAAUACUGUUUCUUCUGGCUCUGGGGAACUGACCAAAGGUAGAUGCUGCAGCCCUGCCUCCAUGAUGGCAAGAUGGGUUUCUGGGAAAAAAUGCUCCUCUCUUUCAUUUACUUAUUUCUCAUCUCCUCCCACACAGGAUUCUGGGUGUUUUUACUGUAGUACUAUGAAAUUUGGGGCAUCUUUGUUCCCUGGUUUUUAUGUUUUAGCAUUUUAAAACCUUAAGGCUUAUACGGCGAGUGUAAAUAAAGCAAACGAGAGAUCCAGAUGGCAAAGUGAUUUUAGAGUCAUUUUAAUAUGCUGUUGCCAGAAGGCAAAGUUGAGUGUCGUGAUUGUACGUGUGUGUUAUGCACAUGGAGAAACUCUAUCAGGAAAUAUACAGAAAUAAAGUAUUUGUUAAGGCGGUGGGAUUACAACUGGUGUUUUUUCAGUUACUUUUGUUUAAUGUCAUAUUGUUUUUAUAAUAAAACUGAAUGCUCUUGUCAUCUAGAAAGUGUUGUUUUGUCAUUAAAAUGUAAAUUUUAACAGUCAGGGUCUUAAGUAUAAUGAAAAGUAAUUUCUGAACCUUUCAAAAAAAGCAAAGCAUAACACUUUUGGAAUCUUAACCAGGGAAUCAAAAGCAUGUUUCGAAAUGUAUUAUCAACACAGGAUAGCAGGGACCUGGAUUCAGAGCAGAUUUCACUGAAGAUUAUUCCUUAAUCCCUUUGACCUCAAUUUCCUUAUCUGUACAAUGGGAGGUAACCCUGGUGGCACAGUGCUUAAGAGUUUGGCCGCUAACCAAAAGGUCGGCAGUUCAAAUCCACCAGGCACUCCUUGGAAACCCUAUGGGGCAGUUCUGUUCUGUCCUCUCAGGUCAUUAUGAGUCAGAAUUGACUUGACGGCAACAGGUUUGGAGUAAUAAUAGGGUAUACAUCAUAGGGAUGUUGAGGUAAUACUUUGUCCUGCCAUCCAAAAAAAAAAAAACCAAACCCAGUGCCAUCGAGUCAAUUCCAACUCAUAGCGACCCUAUAGCCAUAAAAAAAAAAAA
Messenger RNA from Loxodonta africana (African savanna elephant), 6077 nucleotides. RefSeq names its product regulator of G protein signaling 9 binding protein (gene RGS9BP). Gene Ontology annotation, biological process: G protein-coupled receptor signaling pathway; detection of light stimulus involved in visual perception. Gene Ontology annotation, cellular component: neuron projection. The transcript has a single exon. The coding region runs from base 1 to 687 and encodes 228 amino acids. Lineage: Eukaryota; Metazoa; Chordata; Mammalia; Proboscidea; Elephantidae. The record is from RefSeq and is a predicted model, not a curated record.